Molecule: messenger RNA, 1479 nt
Organism: Labeo rohita (rohu)
Lineage: Eukaryota; Metazoa; Chordata; Actinopteri; Cypriniformes; Cyprinidae
Exons: 2
Coding region: 924-1475 (183 amino acids)
Source: RefSeq, a predicted model, not a curated record
AUUAUCCUUUUUUGUUUGUUUCUCUUUUUUUGAGGAUUUCUUGGUGAAUAGAAAUUUGAAAAGAACAGCAUUUAUUCAAAAUAUACAUCUUAAAAACUUUUACUGUCACUUUUGAUUAACUACAGGCAUCUUUGUUGCAUAAAAGUUUGAAUUUCUUAAAAUAAUCAUACAGUAUGUUCUUUUACACAAACUUGAAAUAGUUAAGUUCACGCUAAUUUUUUAAAUUCCAUAUUUAUAAUUAGUUUAUAUUAAUUUGUAUAAACCUUUUGAUCUGAAAUGUUUAUUUGACUUUAAAAUGCUACAUUAAUUGAAUUUAAAAAAGUAAACAGUACUAUGCGAAAAAUGUUAACAACCUUUACUGAGCUUGAAGAGUCAUUUCACACAGACUCGUGCCCCAGACAGCAAGCCUGCGUUUUUUGAUAAGUCAGUUCUUUCCUCUCACAUGAGAAUACUUCAGCGAAACAGCCCAACAUCCUUUGCCAGUUUCCUGUAACCAUAGAGAUACUGAGUUCAGCCAAUCCCCAGGCAAGACUGAGUGGAAUGUUUUCCUGAACUCUCUAUAAGUUUCCUUCCACGACAAACGCUCUCUCCCGCAUUUUUAGAGCGCAGCUCUCAGUCGUUACCCUCGCCGGGAAUACUUCCAUGGAAUUCUGUGGAAAAAUCCUGUUUUAAUUGAGCACCAGGAGUCGCCAUCAGGCCCUGAUCCAAUUCCUGGGAUUGCAAACCACGUUCUCCAGAACAGAUGUUCAGCAACGGUCCACUGCAUUCGCCUCUGCUGAGACACUUCCGAAAGCGGGCUUUCGCAGAAAUGCAAUAGAAGAACCAUUUUGAGGUCCCUUUUGUGAAAUGGUAAGGUUCCAAUAAAGAACCUUUAUUUUUUAGAAUGUGUGAUUGAGAAGCACGCAUCCGGAUCGAAGGGAGCUAUGCCCAAUGAAAGCACGGACAGAAAUGUGAUUGUUUUCCCCACUGUUCUUCUCAGGAAGCUAUCUUCUGUGAAUCAAUCUUCCAUGGGUUGUCGGACCUCAACUCUACCCCAUGUUUGCGGGGACUUUGAGCUCAGUUUGGCUGUGGUGUUCAUGGUUUUGGCUGGGAUUUUGAUCUUUGCAUUGCUGUACUGGGCGCUCCUGCUGCGCCACAAGCUUCGCGCCGCUCAGGCCGGGAAUGCUCUGGAAUACUUUGGUUUCUACCACAUGGCUCGGUAUGAUCUAAAAGAGCCCAACCUGUCUGUAGUGACCCCUUCUUUUUCCUCUCCACCUGUUCCUCAACCUCCUCUUCACGUCACUCCACCUCCACCACCACCGCCUAUGUUGUACAUGUCUCCCCCCAUCAUCCACACCACCCCACCCAGCCCUCACCCGUCAUGCGGAGCCAGCUCGGACGCAGAGGUGUAUUCGCGGAUCGGAGUGCUGCGACCUUCAAGACCCUCCAGUGUGAGUCAGACCCAGGUGAUCCUGUUUGAACACUCUGCUCUUUGACGGA